GAACAUAACCAACAACUCAAUUACACCAUAUUUUGUAUCCUAUCCUGCGACGUCGCGACGAAGGGAUAGAAGAACGAAGAUCGAGAAAAGAUAGCAACGUUUGAGGAAAGGGAAAUCAGCAAUUAUGCCUCAGGAUAUGCCGCCCAAGGGCGGGUAUGAAGCCGUGCAGUAUAAGAGAAAUCUUCCAGCACGCGGUUUCAGACCCUCGGUUAUGCUUUUAGCUAUGGCUGGAGUUAUGACAUAUGGAUUCUGGAAAGUGGGAAAGGGAAUUCGGGAACAGAAUGAACUUGCCCGUGAAAAAAUGUGGUCUAGAAUCCAUUUAAUUCCACUUUUGACAGCGGAAACCGAUCGUGACCUUGUCAGAAGACAUUGGGCGGACUUGAAGAGAGAAAAGGAAUUGUUGGGUAGUGAGACUAGUCCAUAUAACAGUGAUAGAUACGUCAGACCUACAUAUGCAGUCACUCCCAUUCAAGUCACCAAGGAUUAAACUGGUGCAAGGGACGUUAGGGAUGUUGAGAUCUUGGGGUAGGGGAAUUUUCGUGAGUGCGGUAGGCUGGGAUGGACUGAGCUGAGCUAUCGCUUCAUUUUCUGUUCAGUCUUGAGUCUACGGUCAAGGGUAAGGGAAUUGGAUGCAUUGAGAUAAUGCGAAUGGGGAAUGUAGAUAGGUGAUUGAUGGAAAUGAAAAUAGUGGAUGGAAGAAGUGGCAGAGAAGAGUAAAAUGAAAAUGACAUAAAACUAAACAUGCA
Messenger RNA from Botrytis cinerea B05.10, 746 nucleotides. RefSeq lists its product as hypothetical. The transcript has 4 exons. The record is from RefSeq and is a predicted model, not a curated record. The coding region runs from base 125 to 487 and encodes 120 amino acids. NCBI's taxonomy places the organism in Eukaryota, Fungi, Ascomycota, Leotiomycetes, Helotiales, Sclerotiniaceae.